Zingiber officinale is the source of this 1047-nucleotide messenger RNA. Its product is annotated as zinc finger MYM-type protein 1-like. The transcript has a single exon. Bases 1 to 1047 code for a protein of 348 amino acids. Lineage: Eukaryota; Viridiplantae; Streptophyta; Magnoliopsida; Zingiberales; Zingiberaceae. The record is from RefSeq and is a predicted model, not a curated record.
AUGACUAAUUGGAGAAAAGCAAUGGAAGUAUUUAAUACGCAUGUUGGUGGUGUAGCUAGUGCUCACAAUGAUGCGAGAACACAACUUGAGGCUUUUAAAAAUCAACGACAAAGUGUGUCACAUUUGCUACAAGCACAGGGGCGUGAAAUGGAGGUUGCAUAUCGAACUCGAUUAACGGCAACUUUAGAUGUUACACGUUUUCUUUUGAAACAAGGUUUGCCUUUCCGUGGACAUGACGAGUCAUUGAAUUCCUCAAAUAAAGGUAACUUUCUUGAAUUGAUUGAGUGGUAUACCCAAAGAAAUGAUGAGGUUGCCAAGACCAUGAAUGAAAAUGCCCCUGGAAACAAUCAAAUGAAGUCUUCAACAGUUCAAAAGGAUUUAACACGGGCUUGUGCUGCUGAAGUCACAAAUGUCAUUCUUAAUGAUAUAAAAGACAAUAUAUUUUCUCUUAUGGUUGAUGAGUGUCGAGAUAUUUCAGUCAAAGAACAAAUGGGAGUUGUUUUAAGAUACGUGAAUAAACAUGGAUGUGUUAUUGAAAGAUUUCUUGCUAUUGUACAUGUGUCUGACACUUCUGCUAUUUCUUUAAAGAAGGCUAUUGAUGAAUUGUUUGCAAAACAUAAGUUGUCAUUAUCAAGAUUGAGAGGUCAAGGAUACGAUGGAGCUUCAAAUAUGCGAGGUGAGUAUAAUGGAUUGAAGGUUCUUAUAUUGAAGGAAAAUUCAUCUGCAAGGUAUGUCCAUUGUUUUGCUCACCAACUUCAGCUAGUUGUUGUUACAGUUGCUAAAAGCAAUCGAAUUGUGAGUGAUUUCUUCCAAUAUGUUACUAUGAUUGUGAAUAUUACUGGUGCUUCAUGCAAAAGAAAAGAUAAGUUUAGACAACUUGAACAUGAUAGACUUGUAGAAUGUUUGGAGAAAGGAGAUAUUGUUAGUGGCAAAGGAAAAAAAUCAGGAAAUCAGUUUAAAAUAACCAGGGGAUACUCGUUGGGGUUCACAUUACAUGACUAUUAUCCGUUUGAUGUCUACGUGGACUUCUGUUUUACAAGUGCUUGA